AUGCAUCUGGAACGUUUGUCGUUGAUGACGUUCGACCUCGGUUUCGAAGCAUCGCAUUCGGACGUCUGUGAACAUAUGCUUGCCAUUGCGAGAAGUGGAACUACCUUCAAACAUCUUUCAUAUACCAGCUUCAUUGGAUUUGAUCCUACCGAUGAUGUUGUUCAGACAUUUCUUGAUCGCUGCCAAGUAAGAAGCCUUCGUCUGACAAUGAUGCGAGGUCCUUUUAUCCCUCCACAGCCGGACUAUAUGGUUGGUAAGGUGCGACAAGUAGACCAUCUGGAGCUGGGCGAAGUUGUUCAGAAGCCAAACAUCUUCAACUCUCUCGUCACAUACGAAAAUGUAUUCAAAAAGGUAUUCCCAAGCGUGCAGGACAUCCACUACUUCCAGCACUGGUAG
Molecule: messenger RNA, 396 nt
Organism: Strongylus vulgaris
Lineage: Eukaryota; Metazoa; Nematoda; Chromadorea; Rhabditida; Strongylidae
Source: the annotation of a GenBank genome assembly